AGCUUCCAAACACAACAAUUGGUUCCUAAUCCACUAAAAUAUGUCCCGUCAAACUGCUUUCGCUUUCCGAAACUCUCAUAUUCAGCCACUGAUUCCCUGGUUGAACAACCCCCAAACCCCCCAAAUAUCUCACCCCUGUUAUAUAUACACCCCGCCAUCUCACUAAUGCGGUGCCCCGAGUUGACUCAGUAGCUGCUUGGGCCUUGAACGAUCCAACUCGGUCAUGGAAGCUCUUUGUUACCAUUUGUGUACCGGCUCCUCCGCUUCGGCGUUGGAGAAGUUGCGCAUUUCGACUUUCAGCGCCGUCGUGACGAACACUAGGACGCGAUUUUUUGGGGUUGCACCUGCGACACUUCGAUUUAAUAAUGUAAUCUGCUCGAUUUCCGGCGGCGGUGUUGAUGGAAAAACUAGCACCGCUACUCCGAAGAGGAGGAGAAGUAGGCCAAAACAGCGAGAGACCUUGCCAACGUCGUUGCCGGAGCCGAAAAACAUGAAUGUGAAUAAGGCGUUGUACCACAACGGGGAUCCGCUAGGUAAGCGGGAUUUAGGGAAGUUGGUUGUGAAGUGGCUGCGGCAAGGAAUGAACGCUAUGGCGUCGGAGUUUGCUGCGGCGGAGGUUCGGGGCGAUUUCUCGGAGUUAGAGCAGCGGAUGGGACCUGGUGUUACUUUCCUGAUUGAGGCGCAGCCGUAUUUAACUGCAAUACCUAUGCCACUUGGUUUUGAAGCUGUUUGUUUGAAGGCGUGUGCUCAUUAUCCUACCUUACUUGAUCACUUUCAGCGCGAGCUCAGGGAUGUUCUUCAGAAGUUGGAGAAGGAGUCAGUUGUGGCGAACUGGCGAGACACUCAGUCGUGGAAGUUGCUUAAGCAAUUGUUUAAUUCAGCUCAGCACAAAGCUAUAGCCCGGAAGGUCUCCCAGCCAAAGCCUGUUCCUGGUGCUUUAGGGAUUGACAGUAACAAGGUCAGGAAGAUGCAGGCUAACAUUGACCAAUUUACAAAUCAUAUGGCAAAUUUUCUCAGUAUAGAAAGGGAUUCAGAGUUGGAGUUUACUCAGGAAGAGUUGAAUGCUGUGCCUGUGCCUGAUGACAAUUCAGAUUUCUCCAAGCCAAUUGAAUUUUUGGUCUCCCAUGGUCAAUCACAACAAGAACUUUGUGAUACACUAUGCAACUUAACUGCAGUUAGCACUUCAACGGGAUUGGGCGGAAUGCAUUUGGUGGUCUUUAGGGUUGAGGGAAAUCACCGACUGCCACCCACUACUCUCUCUCCAGGUGAUAUGGUCUGUGUUAGAACAUGUGAUAGCAGAGGCGCUGGUGCUACUUCAUGCAUGCAGGGUUUUGUUGACAAUCUCGGGGAGGAUGGAUGCAGUAUUAGUGUUGCCCUGGAGUCUCGACGUGGUGAUGCCACCUUUUCAAAGCUCUUUGGCAAGCUUGUGCGAAUUGAUCGCAUUCCUGGAUUGGCUGACACACGAACAUAUGAGCGUAACUGCGAGGCACUGAUGCUACUACAAAAGAAUGGUUUGCAGAAGAAAAAUCCAUCCAUUUCUGUUGUAGCUACUCUGUUUGGUGAUAAAGAAGAUGUUGAUUGGCUGGAGGAAAAUCGUGUGGUAGAUUGGAAUGGAGUGGAAGAGGAUGGUCUGUUGGAGAGUAGCGGUUUUGAUGAUUCUCAGCGUAGAGCAAUGGCCUUAGGUCUGAAUAAGAAACGGCCCAUGCUGGUUAUCCAAGGGCCACCUGGUUCUGGAAAAUCAAGGUUGUUGAAGAAACUCAUUGCUUUGUCUGUUGAACGCGGUGAAAAAGUGCUUGUUACAGCCCCAACAAAUGCAGCUAUUGACAACAUGGUUGAGAAACUUUCAGAUACAGGAAUAAAUAUUGUGCGAAUGGGAAAUCCAGCCCGAAUAUCUGCAGCUGUUGCUUCAAAAUCAUUAGGUGAGAUUGUCAAUACUAAAAUGGAGAAGUUCAGGACAGAAUUGGAAAGGAAAAAAUCAGAUUUAAGAAAAGACCUGAGACUUUGUCUUAAGGAUGAUUCUUUAGCUGCUGGCAUACGUCAGCUCAUAAAGCAACUUGCUAAGACAUUAAAGAAGAAGGAAAAGGAGACUGUCAAAGAAAUAUUAUCAUGUGCUCAAGUUGUUCUUGCCACUAAUAUAGGAGCUGCAGAUCCACUGAUCAGAGGGAUGGGGCCCUUCGAUUUAGUUAUUAUAGAUGAAGCAGGGCAAGCAAUUGAACCCUCAUGUUGGAUCCCUAUGCUACAGGGAAGGCGCUGUGUGCUUGCAGGUGACCAAUGCCAGCUUGCUCCAGUAGUUUUAUCUAGGAUUGCACUAGAAGGAGGUUUGGGAAUCUCACUCCUAGAGAGAGCUGCAAAUUUGCAUGGAGGAAUUUUCGUUGCAAAGUUGACAACUCAGUACCGGAUGAAUGACACCAUAGCUAGCUGGGCUUCCAAGGAAAUGUAUGGUGGGUUUUUGAAAUCAGCUGCAGAUGUCUCAUCUCAUCUCCUGAUAGAUUCUCCUUUUGUCAAGCAUACAUGGAUAACUCAAUGCCCAUUGCUACUGCUGGAUACGAGAAUGCGUUAUGGUUAUUUAUCUGUUGGCUGUGAAGAACAAAUGGAUCCGGCUGGCACUGGUUCUUUCUUCAAUGAAGGAGAAGCAAAUAUUGUUAUCCAGCAUGUCCUCUCAUUGGUUUAUGCAGGUGUGAGCGCAAAAGCCAUUGCCGUUCAGUCUCCUUAUGUUGCUCAAGUGCAACUGUUGAGAGAGAAGCUCCAUCAAUUCCAGGAGACUAAUGGAGUCGAAGUGGCAACAAUUGAUAGCUUUCAAGGCCGGGAGGCUGAUGCAGUAAUUAUCUCUAUGGUUCGAUCAAACACAAUGGGAGCAGUUGGGUUCCUUGGAGAUAGUAGGCGAAUGAAUGUUGCCAUAACAAGGGCACGCAAGCAUGUUGCCGUUGUUUGUGACAGCUCGACUAUAUGCCAUAACACCUUCCUCGCAAGGCUUUUACGACACAUUCGACAUUCUGGAAGGGUCAAGCAUGCCGGGUCUGAUUAUUUAGGAGGCCCUGGAAUUGGCUCUAAUCCCUUGUUGCCAUUAUUAAGUUGAUGCGCAGAAGCUUCCUGGAUUAUUUAGGAAGCACAUCGGUUGAGCAAUUGACUGUUUUCUUCCGAUUGUUGAUACACAUGCCUGGACCUCAUUCAUUGUAUAGCAUUUGAAAUGUAUCAAGUAUAUUUGUAUAUUGUAUAAAGCCUUUUGUAGCGCCUUGUAUAUGUGCCGUAGUAGUCACAAACAUACUAAGUAUAAACAUUUGCAAAAAUAUACUGCAACAAACUUGUCCAAGUUUUUCUGUAGUUUUAUCUGUUUGUAAUGUAAUUAUCCUCAAAAGGAAGGUUUGCUCUU
Spinacia oleracea (spinach) is the source of this 3370-nucleotide messenger RNA. RefSeq lists its product as uncharacterized. Gene Ontology annotation, molecular function: ATP hydrolysis activity; 5'-3' DNA helicase activity. The record is from RefSeq and is a predicted model, not a curated record. Lineage: Eukaryota; Viridiplantae; Streptophyta; Magnoliopsida; Caryophyllales; Amaranthaceae. The transcript has 7 exons. The coding region runs from base 224 to 3076 and encodes 950 amino acids.